Molecule: messenger RNA, 1948 nt
Organism: Perognathus longimembris pacificus (Pacific pocket mouse)
Lineage: Eukaryota; Metazoa; Chordata; Mammalia; Rodentia; Heteromyidae
Gene: Fcmr
Product: Fc mu receptor
Exons: 8
Coding region: 3-1397 (464 amino acids)
Cellular component (GO): plasma membrane
Molecular function (GO): transmembrane signaling receptor activity
Source: RefSeq, a predicted model, not a curated record
ACAUGACGGGUUGUCGUUUCCUCAUUUUUAUGCUAUUGCCCCUCAAGAGGAUCAGAAUCUCCAUCAAGCUCACCAUUGCGCAGGGCUCCUGGGUGAGGAGCAGGUAUCCGGCCCCCUCGGGAGCUCUUGAGUGGCAUCGGGCUCUGGAAAGAACCAUGGAACUCUGGCUUUGGUCCCUUUACUUCCUGCCAGUAUCUGGGGCUCUGAGGGUCCUCCCAGAAGUCCGGCUGGAUGGAGAGCUGGGUGGGUCCAUUAUCAUCCAGUGCCCACUUCCUGGCAUACACAGCAGGAUGUACCUGUGCCGGCAGAUGACCGAGCCUGGGAGCUGUACUACUGUGGUGUCCAACAUGUUCACCAAGAAGGAGUACUGGAACCGAGUCACCCUGGAACCAUGCUCAGACAAGAAUCUCUUCGUAGUAGAGAUAAUGAAAUUGACCGAAAGUGACAGCGGCAUCUAUGCCUGUGGGUGGGGCAGGUACACAGACUUGGGAAAGACCCAGAAAAUCAUCCUGAAUGUACACAAUGCAGCGUAUGAGCCAUUCUUGGAAGAGGAAAAGAUUUCGGGGUCUUCAGAAUGGCUGCACAGCUUUCUGCACGUGCAGAUCCCCAAGAGGCUCCAGGGGGCUGUGCAAACCAAUUCUGGAUUCCUUGCUGCAGUUACCACCCCAGCUGAAAGCACUGAGGGCUCUCCAGCCCACCACGCCUCCCCCACCACGCCAGCAGCUCACUAUGCUGGAGUUUCCAGAACAUCUUCAGUAGCAGCUGCCCAGCCCUCAACUCCUCCAACAACCACUGCCUCACAAAACCCUACUCAGGAGGGAAUGUUCAGGCCCCAAGUGACCAACUACCACACCAGGGAGAGAUCGUUCUACCAUCGCCAUGGCUCACGGUCAGGGAGCUGGGACCAAGGGUUUCACAUCCUGGUACCAACCAUCCUGGGCCUUCUCCUGCUGGCCCUUCUGUGGCUGGUGAUCAAAAGAGCCAUUCGAAGGAGGAAAGCCUUCUCCAGGCAGGUCCGCCGAUUGGCACGGAGGGUGCGCACCCCGGAGUCCGUCCAGCAGCCCCGGGCGCAGCGGACCCGGGGGACGCCGCGGCCGCGCUCCCAGAACAACGUGUACAGCGCCUGCCCGAGGCGCCCCCGGGGCCCGGACACCGCCGGACAAGGAGAGGCAGCUCCUUCCCAUCUCCCAGCCUCGGUGCCACCCCAGGGCCCUCCGCAGGAACCUGAGGCUCCCCGUCUCCUUGCCCAGCCUCUGAAAGCCAGCUGUGACUACGUGAGCUUGUGCCAUCCGCCUGCUGUCAAGAUGGAGGACACCGAUUCAGGCGACUACGUCAAUAUUCCCAACCUGACCCACCUUCCCAGCUGUUCCCUUGGGCCCAGACCUUGGUGCCAAUGAGGCUUAACUGUCCACUCAUUUCCAAUACCCACUCCAUCUUUUUGUAGGGUCCUCAGCACCUCCCAGGGCCCAACUCAACUCUCACCCCUGGAUCUGUGCCUUGACAUGGCACUGUCUUCAGCCAAUCUUACAUCCUCCUGUUCACCAGCUGGGCUCUGGGCAGGCAUGCAGAUCAUUUGUCCCAGUGCCAUCCGCUUCUUUUCCAUGCCAUCAAACAGGCUGCAGGCUUUGCAAGUAUCUUUAGUCACAAGGUCAUUGCUUCCCUGACUUCGAUUGCCUAGCAUCAGGCUGGACCAUAGGCAUAGCUGUAGCUUCAAAGCCCCUCCCAGGUCUGGUUUCACACAAAUAGAAUUCCAUUGCAUGGCUUGGUGAGAAUGUGCCCUGAUUCUCAGAGCUAGGAAGGGGGCUGGUGUAACACACCAGGGGUGGUCUUUGCCUUCGCCCAGGUUCUGGCAUUUGCUCAGGAGCUACUCCCUACCUUCAAUCCUCUAGGAAGGCAAUGAGAUAGUCUAAAUUUUUAGACCCCAUCUUAUUAAAGACAUGGGUAGAUA